Messenger RNA from Arvicanthis niloticus (Nile rat), 1221 nucleotides. NCBI's taxonomy places the organism in Eukaryota, Metazoa, Chordata, Mammalia, Rodentia, Muridae. The record is from RefSeq and is a predicted model, not a curated record.
CGCCCGGGACGGGUGCAGGUCGCUCCGCGGACUGCUGCGGUGGCUUCCAGGGCGCCACGCUUCCUGCGGACCAGAGGAUGCCCUGCGCGACCGACCCUCUGAGAUCCCCGCAUCUGUCCGCGGGACCGACUCUCUGUCACCGUCUCUCAGGUCACCGGGUCGGCCGCACGGACUCUCUCUGAUGACGCUCCUCAGUUGCCCACACUCGCGCCAUCCGAGGUUGGGACAGACCCACCUGGGUGGGGUUGAGCUGUGGUCCACACCUGGGCAAAGGCUGCUAAGGAGAGCUCGGGAGCAGCCCUGUCUUCCGACCCGCCUCUGGUGGGAUCCCGACUCCGGAGGGCGGCUUCUCAGAUAGCUACCCAAGAAAACACCAUGAAAGAUACUGACAUCAAGAGACUUCUGUAUACCAAUCUUUUGUGCAUAUUUUCAAUUUUCCUAAGCAUUUGUAUUCCAUCCUUCUUCUUGGACAACUUCUCAAUAUUGGAAACUCACUUGACCUGGUUGUGCACUUGCUCUGCUUUUGUGACCGCUGUCAAUCUCCUGUUAUACUUAGUAGUGAAACCGAAUGUGUCCUCUAAAAGAAGUUCAUUAUCACAUAAGGUAACCCGAAUUUUGAAAUGCUGCGUCUACUUUCUUAUGUCCUGUUUUUUCCUUCAUAUCAUUUUUGUUCUAUAUGGAGCACCACUAAUAGAGUUGGUACUGGAGACGUUUUUAUUUGCAGUUGUUUUGUCUACUUUUACUACGGUACCUUGUCUAUGUUUGUUAGGACCAAACCUCAAAGCAUGGCUGAGAGUUUUCAGUAGAAAUGGAGUUACAUCUAUUUGGGAGAAUAGCCUUCAGAUCACUACAAUUUCUAGUUUCAUAGGAGCAUGGCUUGGAGCAUUUCCUAUUCCACUGGAUUGGGAAAGACCGUGGCAGGUGUGGCCCAUCUCCUGUACACUCGGAGCGACCUUUGGCUAUGUGGCUGGCCUGGUUAUCUCGCCACUCUGGAUCUACUGGAAUAGAAAGCAACUUACAUACAAGAACAAUUAAGAGGAGAGAGGAGAGAGUUAUUUCUCUGUGCAGAUUCCAUAAGGGCUGUGCAGAAGUGACAUGGUCAAGCCAAGCAGUCCGUUUACAGCACUGUUGUUUUCUAAAUGUCAUUUCAACAUGAUGUGAUUGUAACUAUGAAACCCCUGAGAGAUUGUACCUUCUAGUUGAAAUAAAGUAUUUAUAGUA